AUGGCGGAAGGCCUCGCAUCUGCAGUCGCAUUGCCCGAUCAAGAAACCUUGAUCCCAUCACCAGAAGCCGGUCUCAAACGGCGCAAGUCCUCCACCACGGAUGCUGAUAGCAAACGCCGCCGCCUCAGUUCGCACCAUGAAGACGAACGCCCUCAAUCCCCUCAAGACCGCAGACCAUCUUCUCCCGCCCCGGAAGAACGAAAAGUAGAGCGAAGACCGGUUCGUGGGCGUGAGGAAGAACGCAAACGGGGACAGCGAUUAUUCGGGGGUUUGCUGGGAACGCUCUCGCAGGGCUCGAACUCGGCUGCUCAGAGACGACGCGCGGAUAUCGAACGGCGGCAACAGGAUAAAUUGAAGUUGCAGGAUGAAGAGUAUGGCGAGUUGAAGAAAAAGAGGCGAGAUGAGCGGGUGGCCACUCGGAAAAAGGACCAAAGACUCUACGAAGAAGAAUCGAUGCGCACUCGUCACUCGAAUCUGGUCGCCAUGGCCCACUUUCUCAAGACCAAGACGAAGCCAGUGCUGUACUACAAACCAUGGCAAUUAACCCAUAGAGAUGAGGACGUGAUACAAGAUCAAAUCGAUGAGGCAGAAGCUACAGUCGCGCGAGAAACUGCCGAUUUCGAAGAACGUCAUCCAUCCCCUACAGAGGAGGAAAGUAAAGAGCAGAAAGAGAGAACGCAGUCGGAAGUCGUCGCAGAACAAGACCCAGCCCCGUUGCCUGACAAGGAGCCCAAGGAGCCCAAAGAGGAGACAGCAAAUGAUGCAGCGGGGACGACAAAUGCUGAAACUGACCAUGACAAGGGUCAUGAAAUAAUAGCGGGGACUGAUGGAACUGCUGACCGUCAAGAUGCUGCUCCUGUUAAUGACCAACCCGAUGCCCAUCGAGCGGCCGAAGAUGACGGCGGCGAGGUUGUGGAGGACCAAGAAGAUACAGUUAUUUAUUAA
Messenger RNA from Aspergillus wentii DTO 134E9, 945 nucleotides. RefSeq names its product pinin family protein. Gene Ontology annotation, cellular component: catalytic step 2 spliceosome. Bases 1 to 945 code for a protein of 314 amino acids. The transcript has 4 exons. NCBI's taxonomy places the organism in Eukaryota, Fungi, Ascomycota, Eurotiomycetes, Eurotiales, Aspergillaceae. The record is from RefSeq and is a predicted model, not a curated record.